This is a messenger RNA of Enterobius vermicularis (human pinworm), 204 nucleotides long. The record is from the annotation of a GenBank genome assembly. NCBI's taxonomy places the organism in Eukaryota, Metazoa, Nematoda, Chromadorea, Rhabditida, Oxyuridae.
AUGAUAACUGAGAUACCAACGGUGAUGAUAAGCGCUCCACAGACACACACAGAGACACACACAGAGACACACACAAAAACACACACACACACACACACACACACACACACACACACACCUUCACCUAUUUAUUCACUCACUCAUUCAAUGACACACAGAGACAGACAAUUGAGUGACAGAGAUGUAAAAACUGCUGGACAAUAA